UGACGUAUAGGCGGGGUCAGACGGGAUCUGCUCUCCCAGGGGUUUUUGGCUCUACCCAGGUCCCCUGCCCUGCGGUGUUGCAGUUGCGUCGCCACCGGCUGCUGUCCCUGGGUGAGAGCAAGAGGGAGUGGCGUCAUGGACCCACUGGAACCCCUUCCGCGGCCUUGAAAGGUUGAGGGGCAGUUUUCGCUCGAGGAGGGCGAGGCUUCAGUGUUUGUGGCUGGGUGAGAGGGACUCCCUGGGACCGGAGCGAGGGUCUUGACGUCACAGCACCAUGCCCCCUCCCGCGGGCCGAGGUCCUGGUGGUUUCUUAAUCCCUGUCUUUGACAUCAUCGCCCUUUGCUUCGAGUUGGAGAGGGGGCCCUGCCCUGUCACCCCAGGACCCCCACCAUGGAAGACACAUUAGAGGACCCCCCCACUUCGGCUGUCUUGCUGGAUCACUGUCAUUUCUCUCAGGUCAUCUUUAAUAAUGUGGAGAAGUUCUAUGUCCCUGGAGGGGAUGUCACAUGCUAUUACACCCUCACCGAUCAUUUCAUUCCCCGUCGAAAGGAUUGGAUUGGCAUCUUUAGAGUGGGAUGGAAGACAACCCGCGAGUAUUACACCUUCAUGUGGGUUGCUUUGCCCACUGACGUAAAGAGCGAAUUGACCAAACAGCAGGAAGUACAAUUUAAAGCUUAUUACCUGCCCAAGGAUGAUGAGUAUUACCAGUUCUGCUAUGUGGAUCAGGAUGGUGUGGUCCGGGGAGCAAGUAUCCCUUUCCAGUUCUGUCCAGAAAAUGAGGAGGACAUCCUGGUUGUUACCACUCAGGGUGAGGUGGAAGAGAUUGAGCAGCACAACAGUGAGCUUUGCAAAGAAAACCAGGAGCUGAAAGAUAGCUGUGUCAGCCUCCAGAAGCAGAACUCAGACAUGCAGGCGGAGCUCCAAAAGAAGCAGGAGGAGCUAGAAACCCUAAAGAGCAUCAACAAGAAGUUGGAACAGAAAGUGAAAGAGCAGGACAGCAGGGAGGCAGAGCUGCUUCAACUGAAAGAACAAAACCAGAAAAUAUCCUCAGAAAAUAAAAAGAUGAAAGUCAGAGUGGAUCAGCUUCAGGCCCAGCUGUCAACUCAAGAGAAAGAAAUGGAGAAGCUUGUUCAGGGAAAUCAAGAUAAGACAGAGCAGUUGGAGCACCUGAAAAAAGAAUAUGGCAAGCUCUUUCUCAGUUUAACUGAACAGUGGGAGUGCCAGAAGACGCUCAAGCAGACAGUGGAGGAGUUGAAGCAGAAAGAAGCUACGGCAACGAAGAAGCAGCAGGAGUUAACGGACCAGAACUUUGACCUGUCAAAAAGACUAAGCGAGAACAAGAUUAUAUGCGAUGUUCUGCAGAAAGAGAAACAGAAUUUGGAAGGAGAAAAUGAUAUUUUGAAGAGGGAGAACAGCAGAAUGAUGAGUUACAUGGGUCUGGAUUUUGACUCUUUGCCAUAUCAAGUGCCUACUUCAGAACAAGGAGGUGCAGGACAAAGCCCGGGACUGGUCUAUGGAAACCCAUAUUCUGAAUCCUAUGAAGAUGAUUGUGCGGAUUAUCCCACUCUAGCAGAAUAUGUUCAGGAUUUCUUGAAUCAUCUUACAGAGCAGCCUGGCAGUUUUGAAACUGAAAUUGAACAGUUUUCAGAGACACUGCCGGAGUGGGUUACAACAGAUGAUGCUUUUCAAGAACUUGUGGAACUCAUCUAUCAACAGGCCACAUCUAUUCCAAAUUUCUCUUACAUGGGAGCUUGCCUGUGUAAUUACCUGUCCCAUCAUCUGACAAUUAGCUCACAGAGUGGCAGCUUCCGUCAAUUGCUGCUUCAAAGAUGUCGGACUGAAUAUGAAGUUAAAGAUCAAGCUGCAAAAGGGAAUGAAGAGACUCGAAAACGAUUCCAUGCAUUUGUACUCUUUCUGGGAGAACUUUAUCUUAACCUGGAGACCAGAGGAACAAAUGGACAGGUUACAAGAGGAGAUAUUUUUCAGGUUGCUCUUCCAGAGUUGCUGAAUGCCCUCCUUUCUAAUCCUGUGGAUGACAAUUUAAUUUGUGCAGUUAAAUUACUGAAGUUGACAGGGUCAGUUUUGGAGGAUGUCUGGAAGGAAAGAGGAAAGACUGAUAUGGAAGAAAUUUUUCAGAGAAUUGAAAAUGUUGUCCUAGAUGCAAAUUGCAGCAGAGACAUAAAACAGAUGCUCUUGAAGCUUCUAGAACUCAGGUUAAGUAACUGGGGUAGAGUCCAUGUAACCUCAACAUACAGAAAAGCAACGCCUGAAAAUGAUCCUAACUAUUUUAUGAAUGAACCAACAUUUUACACAUAUGAUGGUGUUCCUUUCACUGCAUCUGAUUCAGAUUACCAAGAGAAAUAUCAAGAGUUACUUGAAAGAGAAGACUUUUUUCCAGAUUAUGAAGAAAAUGGAACAGAUUUAUCGGGGGCUGGUGAUCCAUACUUGGAUGAUAUUGAUGAUGAGAUGGACCCAGAGAUAGAAGAAGCUUAUGAAAAGUUUUGUUUGGAAUCAGAGCACAAGCAAAAACAGUAAAGCUAAAUUUCAACAUAGUCAGUUUUAUAAAGCAGUUUAGGUUAUGGUGAUUUAGCAGAACACAGAAAGCAAGAAAUUGUGUCACUCUUAUACCAAAUUAAGGAUGCUGAGUUAUGUUACUAAUGCAUACAACUUUUGUUUAACACUGUCUGCCAAAAUAAACUUUAUUUCCUAUAACUUAAAA
Hipposideros armiger (great roundleaf bat) is the source of this 2719-nucleotide messenger RNA. It is a transcript of the gene CALCOCO2, whose product is annotated as calcium binding and coiled-coil domain 2. Gene Ontology annotation, cellular component: PML body; autophagosome. Lineage: Eukaryota; Metazoa; Chordata; Mammalia; Chiroptera; Hipposideridae. The transcript has 13 exons. Gene Ontology annotation, molecular function: protein binding; RNA binding; translation activator activity. The record is from RefSeq and is a predicted model, not a curated record. The coding region runs from base 391 to 2535 and encodes 714 amino acids. Gene Ontology annotation, biological process: xenophagy; regulation of translational initiation; positive regulation of autophagosome maturation.